Molecule: messenger RNA, 2670 nt
Organism: Pseudoliparis swirei
Lineage: Eukaryota; Metazoa; Chordata; Actinopteri; Perciformes; Liparidae
Gene: sfxn4
Product: sideroflexin 4
Exons: 14
Coding region: 97-1041 (314 amino acids)
Biological process (GO): mitochondrial transmembrane transport; monoatomic ion transport
Cellular component (GO): mitochondrial inner membrane
Molecular function (GO): monoatomic ion transmembrane transporter activity
Source: RefSeq, a predicted model, not a curated record
AAUAGGUCUUGACCUCAAAAGCACGACGCGCUGCUGCUGAGCCGGUGGUGAGUUACUGCUCCUCAUGUGUGAGGAGUGAAGGUACUCCGUGUUGCCAUGGAUACCAACCUGCUGUACUGGAAGAGCCACGGACAGUCCUUCCUCAGCCGGCUCCAGGUCUGGGUGAACCUCCUCGACCCUCUGUCUCUGCUCUCCUCUGAUGCCGACAUACUGAAGGCUCACAGCUCUCUUGGGAGCGGAGAGACACUGAAUGAAAAGGACGGAGCAGCCUUGAGCCUCUCACUCUCCUCGGUCCACGCCGACUCCGGCGCCGUGGUUCCGCUUGUCUUCCGCCCUGCAGCGCUGCUGCCGAUGUCGACUCCUCUGGUGGUCGCCAGCUUCCUGCCGCACAGCAGCGUCCGCCUCGCUCUGUUCUGGCAGUUUCUGCUGCAGAGCUACUGCGCUGGCUUCAACUAUGCAAACAGGAACUCUUCCUCGGAGCAGAGCCCCACGGCGUCUCUGAUGCAGCUGCUGUUGAUGGCGGGGACCGUUUCCUACACUACAUGUGCCGGGGCACUUCCUCAAAUCUUCAUCAGCCGACUUGGAGUCCGGAGCGCUCCGGUCCAGACGUUCUUCCGGUCGAUAUUACCCAUCCCCCUCUCGGCUGCUCUGGCCUUCUUCAACGUGGUCACCGUCAGGAGCGCCGAGUCAGAAACGGGCAUCCGGGUGUUUGAUUCCAGGGGAAACCCCGUCGGCCUCUCCAAGGCAGCAGGAGACAAGGCCGUGAGGGAGACGGCGUGGUCCAGAGCGGUUCUGUUCGGCGCCACGGCGGCGCUCCCCAACCUGCUGGUGCUGCUCCUCCAGAGGACGAGGCGCUUCCAGAGGAACUCUCUGCUGGCCGCGCCGCUCCGUCACGUCAGCGUGGCGUUGGUUCUGGGCCUGAUGAUCCCCGUCUGCUUCAGCCUCUUCCCCCAGCUGGGGACGAUAAGGAAGGAAGACGUGGAGGAGCGACUGAGGGCCGCGGCGGACGGCGAGCGGCUCUACUACCACCGAGGACUCUGAGGGCGGCGAGCGGCCACCGUGACAGGAUGAAGUCUCUUCUCGCAGAUUUCACACUUCUUCUUUUUAUAGUACAUUUAUUUAGUUAGAAUAUUUCCUUGUACCUGAAAUAAACGUCCACUGUGUCGAGAGCAGCUGAGAAAUGAAAACCAUGAAGAAGAGUUUCUAUCUAACACAUUGAAACGGCUGCAUGUUGUAUGUGUGACGCGUUGCACUGGAGUGGGAGCGACAUCUAGAAAGCACAGGUGUACCAAGGGAAAAGGUACCCGCUUGAUUGGUCUCCACUUCACAGACUAAGUGGCUCCUGAUUGGCUCCUGAAAAUAUCCUCGUCACAUUCCUGACAACAGUAAUAUUUAUAAAGUCAACUGUAAGUUGAUUAUUUUCUCCUCCGCUACGGUUUCCGGUUGCUGGUGUGACAUGCAUUCUGGGAUAUCUGCUGGCCAGAGUACCACAAGUCUCCUCUGAUGCAUCCUGGGUAAAGUGGGAGGUUCAAGUCACAUCCGGGCAUUUUGACCGUGCUUUGGGCUGCGACGGAUGACGUAGAGAGAAGUACACACAAGAACGCUGAUUGAGAAACGGCUUUAAACUUAUCACAUAUAUACUUUUAUUAAAAAGUCCCUUUAUAAAAACAUCUGGGCUCCGAUCUCAAACAUUUGCCGGGUCCUAUUUUCAUCGGCGGAUUAAUACCAAGGUGUUUCUGUAGAGCGGAUGCAUGAGCACCGUGAUGGACACGGGGUUUUUAUACGGUAUAAUUGAAAUGUAGGGAUGUUUAUUUAAUUAUUAUUAUUAUUUUGUUUUGAGGGUAAUGAGUCUACUGUCUGAUUGAUACUCCCGAGCAGAGGGUGGCGGUAAUGCACCAACAUGGAUGCCAACUGCCGUUAAAAGAGAAGCGCAGCGCUGAGGCUCAUGGGCUCAUUCAAAGAUGGAGAAGCAGAGGAAUGAGACUCCUCCCCCCCGUGGAGACGCUUCCUGUGAGGCAGCAGCGGCGCCCCGGACCACCGGAACCACCCCGACACACGCCGCCAUGGAGUCGCUGGACCACCUGACGCCGAAGCACGGCGUGAGGAUCUCUCCGAGCGGCCCGUGCUCCGUGGAGGAUGUCUGCCUGGCCGUGGGCGACGUGGUCGGAGACCUCGACGUGAAGUCCGCCUCGUGGAUGGACGGCGCCAUCGUGGUGUUCGUAGCGACGGUCGCUAAGGCGGAGGAGCUGGUGGCGCGAGGCAUCGUGGUGUCGGGCACGCACGUGCCGGUUCUCCCGUUCUGAUCAGCGGCUGUUACGGUGUCGGAACCUCCACCGCCACGGAGGACUCCGAGGACCCGGAGCGGCUCCACCUCCACCGGGGACUCGAGGACCCGGAGCGGCUCCACCUCCACCGGGGACUCGAGGACCCGGAGCGGCCACCGUGACACGAUGAACUCUCUUCUCACAGAUUUCACACUUUUUGUUGUUGUAAAUCUAUUUAGUUGGAUUAUUUCCGUGUUUUCACAGAUAUGAAAUCGUACAUAAAUUCAUGAAAUAUACAUUUAGUUCUCAGUCACAGAUCACAUUAUCUGUAUGUAAUGCACUGAUCGGCCACUGGGCGGCGGGCUCGGCUCAAACCAUCCAUACAAUAAAAAUGUAAAACACUGGA